AUUUUCUCGAGUGAUGCGAUACUUUAGUAAAUAAACAACUUGCUGGGCUGAAACUAGGCUCUGAAAUUUGUGUUUUAGUAAUUAUCUACUUAAAAUUAUAAAAUACAUAGUUCAUUUUCCGUUAUCGUUCGGAGAAGUUAAGUGUUUAGUGAAUUAUUUGUUAGCGUACUUUUACAGCGUGGUGGUUAUACUUGAAUUUUGAUCGAAAGUCAUGGUCAUUUUGUUGUGCUAUCAAGGAUAUAACUUCGUAAACACGUUUUGAAGCAAUGCAUUUCCAUAAAUUUUACUGGGUUAUGUAGGCUUCAAACUUUUUAAAGCUCUACCAAGAGUUUUAUGGUCACAAUUCAUUAAAUCUAUUUGAAGAUUCCACCACUACACCAUAAUGACUGAUCCACUAUACUCAGGGUUUGACACCAACUUUCCAUUGAAAUCAGAACCCUCUCAGGAUACAAUAAUGGGCUCCCAAAAUCCAUCUGCCAGCGUCCCCAUUCCGGCUCGUCGAAUGAAUGAACUAACGGAUUUUUCUGGACUUGACCAAUAUUCUGUUUCCCCGUACAGUAAUCUAGUGCCAGAUCCAACGAACGUCCUGGAAUCAUCUCUGUUUCCCGGAAAUAACUCACAAUUGUGGGAUCCUGUGAUAACUAAUAGUAAUUUUCUAGACGUUAAAAUGGAUGACGAUGACAUUUUCCAAGACACAACCAACCCACUUCAGGAUCUUACACUAGCAGAAUUAAACGGGCUCAACAACAGUACCAGUGAUCCUUUAGAAGGCCUUAAUUUUGAUGAUAUGAUAUUGCCUGAUGCUACUAACUGUUUCAACAAUUAUAUUGAACCAGUGAACAAACAGCAGAGCAGUCCGCUUGAUACUCAAGCCCUGGCGGCUGUAUCAAUCUCCAACACCAAUGUCGCAUCGUCAUUUCCCCCUGAUUCCACGAUUUUAUACAGAGACUCUCACAUUGCUUCAACAAGUAUGCCGUCUAGUCCCCUGAAUCCUGUCAUCAUUGGAACAUCAGAUAAACAGUAUCAAACCGCUCUUUCGCCAGUUAGUCACAGCUCUAGCUCGUCACUUCUCACCCCUCCAUUGCAAAAACCGAGCACCCUCCACGAUCUGCUUUUGAAGAAAAAUAGUUCCUUGUCUCCCGAGGCUCAGCAUCCAUUGGGCCAGUCAGUUCCAGGCUCAGGCAGUCACUUGUCCCAGUAUACUUCCAUUGGGAUCCCUGCUCCACGUUAUGGUUCAAGUAAUUUUUCGCGACUUUCUUCCUCGGCACCGACGCACAUGGAUGCUCUGAGGCAUGAACAAAUAUGGGCACGGCGAGAGUCGCGCAACCAUUUGCUCUCUACCAGUUCACUUGCCGAAGGAGGCUCCACAUCAUCCCUUUCAACAGGAGGCAUUCUGAGUCCAGAUCCAACAGAGUUCUCAUUUGAUGACAGUGAUGAUGACAGUGAUGAUCAUGAUGAGGAUUACUCUUCAGAUGGAGACUCCGGUAGUGAUAAUGAAGGUGGCACACCUGGGCAGAAGAAGAAAGAGAAAGCUUUCUGGCAGUAUAACGUUCAGUCCAAAGGCCCGAAAGGUCAACGGCUAGUCUUAAAUACAAAACCCGAAGAUCCUCAUUUCUUGAACGAAAUCACUGAUCCUGUAUUCAGUCCUCAAUGUGCUGUGCAAGGAAUUAAACACAGUGGGAAAGCAAGGAAAGGAGAUGGCAAUGAUCUUACACCAAAUCCUGCCAAGCUACAUGUGAUCGGUAAAGAAUUGGACAAACUUACGCAUAUAAUCCACGACAUAGCUCCAGUCAAUGAAUUACCUUAUAAUGCUAGGAGCAAAACAAGACGAGAGAAAAAUAAACUUGCGUCCAGGGCUUGUCGAUUGAAAAAGAAGGCUCAACAUGAAGCAAAUAAGAUCAAAUUAGUAGGUCUGGAAACAGAACAUAAAAGGUUAAUCGCAGGAAUUUCUCAAAUGAAACAAACUCUAUACAGCGCCUUUGCUCAAGAAUCAAAUGGUGGCCAAGUCGAUCAUCAAGAACUCCUUAAAAUGGCAGACAAGAUAGUGAAACAAGCAACAAAAGUGAAGAUUGCUGGACAGACAACAGAUUUUGUUAAUAAAGUGCUAGAUAGAGAAAAAAGUAACAGAUCAACUGCUUUGGAUGAUUUAUAACUCAGAUUCACAACAUAUGAGGUGGAUAUCAGGAAGCUGAGGCCAUGUUACAGUGCAAAUUAUUAUUUCGCUGCUCAAGGAGCAUCCAUUUAAAUCCUCCACGCAGCAGUUCUUCUUAUUUAGUCGUAAGUUGUUGUAAGCAGGCUCCUGUAAGGGCAUCACAUGAACUGUAUUGUUUGGCAAAUACUAUGCUUUUUUCGUCCUUCAGGUAUGUCUGUUAAGUUGCUAUCAUUUCUGAUCUCAGUGAUCAUGAGUCAGACGUAGCUUCUUCCCUAUCACUUUAUAGACACUAAAAAGUAAAUCCAUCGAUGAGGCAUUCGUGUCGCAAAAAUGAUGCUCUAAGUGAUCAAGUCAUAACUUGCUUACUUCAAUCAGGAUUUCUAGUCGAAGGUCAAAAGAUCUCUGCUCUUUUAAAAUGGUCAGCUUUUUCCGCUCUAUUCAACAGGAAAGCUCUGGAGUUAGCAAUUUUAGUUUUGAAAAAGUAUUAUUUCCAAAGAAAGGGAAGACGGACAGGUUGCUUUCACUGAGUAAAUACCAGUUGCAAGUCAAAUACCGAAUCUUGUUUUAAGAAAAAACAUCGUAAAAGUUUAUUCAGUAGUUAUAGUUUUGAAGAAACUAGGAAAGCGUGUAAAUUGCAUGAAAACUGUGAAACUUCAGAAUAUUAUAUGUAUCUUUUGAAUAUCAUGAUAAGCAGAUGCAGCAAGAGUAUGUUGUUUAUUACCAAAUGUGCAGGUAUGAAGGCACAGUUCUUUUGGUUAAGACGUAUUCUGAGAAGUGUGUGUUAAUACAUAACUUUCAAUUCCCCCCCCCCCCCAAAAAAAAAGUACCUCCAUUGUAACUUGCCCACACAAUUUUUGAAUUGAAUUUUUUUUUUUUAGUUUAGGUCAGGAAGCCUAAUUUGAUACCUUUACAAGUCAUUGUAGGAGCUGAGAUAGAAUUUGGAAUUCAAAGUUUCUAAGAGAAUAUUAAUCGUAGGCAUUUCAGAUUUGAAUGGUUGUUGCCAUGCAAAAUAUACAGGGCUUUCUGCAUGGCUCCGCUUCAAUGUGAAAAUAAGCUUUGGAAUGCAGUUUGUUUGCCCUCAUCAGCAGCAGCAGCUGGUUAAACCGACCAGCGUGGCAGAAAACAUCUAUGAAGUUUGUACAGGAACAAUGAGUGAAAUUUCUGAAGAAUUUUGAAUCCUAAGUGAGGAAGUAAAGUCUUUGAUGGUAUAUUUUGAAUACCAAGAAAGUUGGCCCCUGAGUUCAAGGCAAUUUUUUUUUGAUCAGAAACAGUUUCACCAGUAGCGGCUCAUUAUCUCCGUGGUUAUUGUCUUGAUCCCCCUCCUACCCAGAUUGAAUUGAAGGGCGCAGACAAAAGUGGUACAAAUGAUGAGCUGUUACUAGGUUUCAUGAUUGUUAGUUUCACGCAAGCUUAUCGAUCCAUUCACAAGUGAAAUUAAGAACUAAAUAUUUUGGAAACUUCUUUUGUUCAUCGGCAACUGUUGAUCAAUCACUAUGGCAUUUUUUCGUUGAUAUAGUGUGUUUCAUCUGAAAGCAAGUAGAUAGCAGAGAACUAAUGAGAAUCAAUUUUCUGUGCCUUGCAUUUUUGAUUUCCUGAUUAGAAACACCAUCGAAUGACCUCCUGCCUCCCAUACCAUCAUGAAAUCUUCCAAAUCUAGUUCACUCAUCAUUAAUGAUUUAUUCUGAUGCCUAUUGGCAGGUAGAUUUUUUUUUGCAACAGUAACUUAAAAGUUGAAUAUUAUUUUAAUAGUGUUAUUCGUCUAGUGUUUAAGCCAAGUCUUAAUUCGAUGCCAAUCUUGCUUCUUGACCAUAAUUGAGAAAUGAUCGGUUUUAUAUUUAAAUGACUCUAAUGUGCUCAUACUUCAAUCUUAAGGUGAAUUUUCAUGAUAAAGGGGAAGGAACUGCUUUGAUUUGUUUCUUUUUUUUCUCUCUCUCAAAGCUGAGUACUUUUCCCUCCUGUGUUUAUACAUUUAACAAUUAGAGUCCAAAGGUAUUCAACUUGAGCCAAGGGUAAUAUCACCACACCAAGAGCUAUAGAUUUGCUGGAGGUAGUCUGUGUAUUGUUUGUUGCUGAGCCAUGUUCAAGAAUUCAGAAAUUUUUGUCUGUGUAGUACAAAUGAAGCCUUUCAAUUUACAAGCAGGGAAAUUAUUUUUACUGUAUAAUCUAUAUUCCUUUGUACCUUGUGAUGUGAAACUUAGGUGGUUACAAAUAGGAAAGAAUCUUAUGAGUGCCAGUUUGUUUGAGUUAUAUGAAAAAUUGAUCGAAGAAAAGGAAUUUUAUCCCUGCGAGGUACAACUUUUGAGUUAUGACACUGCAGACCAUAAGCUGAUUUAAUUUUGUGCCUCUUGCAUAUUCUUGUCUGGAAUAAUGAGUAUCAUUAGAGUGAAAUUUUAUUUCUAACCCUGAAUCUGGUCAUGAAUGUACUUUUUUUUCAUGAGACAAUAAAUACCUCCUUUUGUCUCAAAGGAGUGAGCAGAACCCAGAAUGUGAAUGCUGCCCAGUCAAAGAACGUAGUGUUUACCUCAGAUAUCAUCCAUAAAAAGUUGUAGUCUCGCAGGUUAAAAGUGCAAGCUUACCAUGUGACCAGGUCUGUGUAAAAGGGCCUUACCCUCCGGGAGAAAAUUUUCCUCAACUUUUUGUAAAUGCAUGGAACAAGCAAAUGUGAAUAUUUCAGAGCAAUUUUGGACCUGAAAGCUCAAAAUUUGAAGGAGAUUUGAAGCUCCAAGUUCUCUGACAAAAAUUCGUAGGUUGUAGAAAAAUUCAGUUAAAGUUUUUUUAAAAAAAUGAGGAAAAUUUUCUCCCAGAAAAUAGGGUCCCUUUUCACAGAUCUGGCCACAUAUGACCUCCUUGCUGGGUACUCUUUAAGCUAAUGUACCUCCGAAGUUUAGGAUUUUCAUUUUGUCAAUUAUUUAUUAUCAAGCUGUGCUAAUAAUUUAGAAGUAUCAAUUUUUGUUACUAUCAUUACCAAAUAAACAAGUUGAAUGUGUAGCGUUCAAAUGAAGAAAUUAAAACCAAAAACAGACCAUUUUUCUCUUGCUCAGUUGGUAUUCUUAUAAUUUCUCAUUUCGAGUCCUUUUUCACACAUCUCACUGCGAUCACAGAAUAUGUGUAUUUCGUUCAUCCAUGUGCUUUCAAUUUUCGAAGAAAGUAAUUUUGCAAGGGUUAAGAAUGAUAUAAUCGCAUCUCCUCUAUUGAAGAUUUCAAAGGAAAAAAACUUCCUUUCGGAGAAUGGUUGAUUUUGGUAGGCCCAGGUCUGAUUUUAACAGAGUUUAAUUGUUUUAAUCAUGUUUCGUUUGUCGUCUUGGUUGAUGGUGAUUAACUAUAUUUCUAUUUUAGUUUUCAAUAUCCACUAAUUUUUACAUUUAUUUUAGUUAAUAUGAAUCAUCAGACAACUAAGUACAUUAAAUUUUUAAAAAUAUAAAAAAUUGAAAUUAUUUUGUCUUUCAAGUGUUUCACAUGCACUGGAUGGCUCAUAAUUGAUUUCUGUAAGCUGGAUGUACUAGUAAGGAAGCAUUUUAAAACUUCCUCGAGCCUCUCUUAAAGUUUUAGCUUUUUAAGUUUCCUGCAAAAUUUCCAUCGAAAAGCUCCUCAAUGCCUCAUAAAGUGCACAGAUGAUUCUAACCUAACUUUCGCAUUUCAUUCGAUUUUUCCUGAUUACCGAAAUUUGUAGAAAUUCAUAUCAUUAUAAAUGUUGCUAAAUUAUCCGUCUUUAAAUUGCAUUUGUGUAUCGGUAUAUUUAUGAUCUCAAUGAUUUCCACUAUUGUACAAAAGUUCUUUGAAAAUGCAAACAAAUUAUAUUCUUAAUCAGUAAAAUUUGUUCUCCGUGCUAGUGCGAUUUUUUUCCCCAAGUCAACCAGAUCGAUAGUAAAAUACCAUCUUUCAAUACAGAAUAUGCACAAGAUUCUCAACAACUAGGAAAAGUCUAUUCUAAUUUUUCAUACAUCCAAACUUUUCAAUGAUCUAUUUACAAAUGCUCUGAUCCUUCUCUGUACAUAUUUAAGCAUAAAUUUUUAUUUUGUGCCUAUCUCUUUAUUACAAUUUCAACACUUAGACUUAGUGCAAAAAAAUACGCUCUGUUGCAAAAAAAAUCGGACGCACACUAUAGUUUCUAAUUGGCUUCUCCAUACUCUGAUGUGAAAUUGAUGUUUACAUAUAAAUUAUAUGUAAGUAGGUCUCAGUGUGGUAAUUAGUGUUAAACAUGAAAAAGCGUAAAGUAGAGGAGAAUAUUUAUUUUAUGACAUUUAAUCCGCUGGCAAAAGUAUUACCAAAAUAAAACUAAAAUUAUUCCCUUCUCCCCUCCUCUGGUUUUUUGUUUUGUCCUCUGAACUCACAUUCAGCAAGAGCUGAGUUAAAUGAGGGACUAUAAAUGAAAACUGGUCUCUUUCAUUUUCUAAUAUCUGAGUGAAAACGCUCAAAAGUUUAAAAACUAAUCUAAUUAGCAUUGAAAAUUUUGCUUUUUAUCAAUGUAUCUGCAGUUCUUCUGAAAAUCGAAGUUAGCUUCAAGCUAUUAGUACAUACAUUACUGAGAGCCUCUUAAAGUUUACAGUAAGAUCAUGAUCAUAACUUACAGCCUGAUCUAGAGCAUGGAAUUUUAUGUUUGUAGGUAUAAAAAAUUAAAUAAUUUUCUGGUCUUAACAUAUCAAAAGAUCAGGUACUUUAGAUCCAAUCUUUAUUUGUCUCUAUUCUCGUGUCUGCGAGGUUUUUUUGUCAUGGUUUUAAUCUCAAUUAGUUUCUUUGCUCCAAGAUUUUUUUUUUUUUUCAUAUACUUUUAAACCUUUUUUGGAUGUACUGUUAUCUUUUCAGUUCAUAACAAUUUUUUGUCUUCUUUCACAAGCCUUUGUAAUCGAUAAACUGUUUUUAAAAUAACACUAAUUCUUCAAGUAUCUAUCUAUGCUUCAAGCAUUUCCAUUACCCUCUUUCUUUUUAGUACCUUAUCACAAGUUUAAUUAUUUGCUCUGGUUGAGUCUGUCACCAUGAACAUAUUUUUAGAAAUAUAAAGCAAGUGAUAAACCGUAUUUAUAUGUAACGAUCGCUAGGUAUUUGAAGUUAAGUAUCUUAAAUUUUAUGAAAUGUUACUUGAUACCAUGAGUAUCCACUUUACUUUUAAAGUAAUAUUUUCUCCUAAUUUUUUAAAAAUUAGGAUUAAAAAUGAAAGUAUGUUUACGAUCACCUACUUUGAACCUUUUAUUUGAUCAAAAUGUAAAGAAUAUUCACUUUGUCUGUCCACGUAUUAUUGUAAUUAUAUCGCUGUACCGGGACAUUCUGUGUUUGCAUCAAUGUUGUUUUUGUGUAACCUCACGGCAGCUUUGCAGUUUAAUCCUUUUCCUAUUCUUUGCUGUCUGGACUAUCUUGUUUUUAAUAACUGUGGCUUUGCUAAUGCUAUUUUUACCAACAUACUUCUUGCUCUCAAGCAUUUUGUAAAUACUCUCUCCCAUAUCUUACCCCUAGAAUCCAGCCUUUAGCCAGAUCAUUUUCAUCAUUAUGGAAGUAAAUUUUGCAUUUUUCUAAUUUUUUAUACAAAAUUUUAAGAAAAUUAAAAGUUUUAAUCACAAUUUGAAUUUUAACAACUAAUUAUCAAAAGUCUUGUCAACUUUCAUCCUGACUAUACCAGGCUGCCAGUUUAAAAAUGAAGUUGAAGCAUUCGCUAUCAUUUGAUACUGUAGUGACGAGUUUGAUACUUUACUGAAAGAUUUCUGGAUCGUAUUCAUUUUAUUCAUGAGAAAAUAAGACAUUUGCAGCUUGAUUAUUUAGCCUUUUUCACAAGGUCAAAGUUAAGAAAGAAUAGCUUCAUCGGCCGGUCGAGCCUUCCCUACAUCUAAGAAAUGGCGAGAAGAGUCUUCUCCAAUGAAGGAACGGUUCAAAAUCACAAGAUCUGACCAAUGAAAAUUAUUUGUAAGUGGUACCAUGAAUAUGAGAUGAAUGCUCCCUUCAGACGAAGUUCGAGGAACUGUCUUUUCUUCAUAUGAAUGAUUUUUCUGUGCAGAAUUUCAUGAAACGUUCAUUCGUAUUUUUGAACUCUUAAACAAUUAAAUUUUUACAAAAUGUAUGUUGGCCAAAAAAAAGUCAAACAGGAUAUUUUCUCAGCUCUGCAUCAAUGGAUCGAUUGUUAAAACUGAAAUAGAAAUUUAGCAGCAAAUUUUAAAGGAAUCCAUUGAAAUUAUUUUUUUCUAAAAGAAGAUUUAUGAAGUUUCCAUUUAUUUUCUUUUAGCUGUUGCAAACAUGAAAUGUUGGUGCGUUUUAAGUUUUAAAAGUGCAAAGGUUAUUUAACUUCAGGUAUAUUUUUGUUAAUUUUGUAAAUAUUUUCGUACAUGUAUAUUUUUAAUGAACAUCAACUUGCUAUUCUUUGUUAUUAUCCUUUUAUUUUUUUUUGUUAUCAUUCGUUGAGCUUAAGAUAACCAGUUAACUGUACAUACUUUUUAUUUUUUAAUUCUAGUAUUCUUCGUGUACUUUAUUUUUUGUUUGUAACAGUAGGAAGUGUUAUGUUUGAAGUAAGGUUAGUCGUUAAAGAUGGUUAUAUUUUUUUAAGUUGAGAUGUUAUGCUUGUUUUGUUAAGUUAAAUUUAUUACAAAAUUUAAAUUUCAGUUUUUUCCUCCCCAAAUGAAAAUUCUCUCCAAGCUUUGGAUUGUAUUGAAACUUAUUAUCGAUUAACGCUAGCAUGUGCCUGUCCAGCGAAUCUAUAUUCUCCUUUUUCUGAUGAGUUUAUUUUUAUGAUGUUAAAAUGAGAUAUAUUUUUCGACAAAAAUUCUAGGUUCUUUUGAAAAUAGUUUUAGUUGGAUUUAAAAUCAAGGUAAAAGUAGUUUUAAACUUAUGCUAAUACUUCUUUAUAAGAAAAAAAGAAAAGGAAAUCACAUCUAUUGAAUAACAUCUUGACAACCAUUAACUAAAAGCUAACGUCUAUAUUCUUGCAAUUUGGUGUUCAUGUUUGUCUCUAUUUAUCCGUUGACUGUGCUACUUUUGGAUAUUUUUCCGUCGCUUCUUUCAGUUUUCCUAUUUGUUACAUGCUCUUCUUUCUUUAAAAUGCAUCGUUCUUUUUACCUGUCACACCUUGUUUUAACAAACAAAGUGUAGAAUGUUCUGAAAUCCAAAGUUUUUAAAGCAUGUACCUGGUUAAUUUUUAAGACUGUCUUAUUAACAGCUUAAUAGCCGUGAAACAAAUGAACAAACUCUAUUCAUUGUUUAUUAUGGAAAUUACAUAACUAAAUUCUCUCGUUCGUUGGACCUUCCUUAAAAAAUAAAGAAUAUGACAACACUUGGAAUAAAAAUCAACUUUAAAAGAAGGGUUUUAGUUUUUUGCUAGAUCUUAACCACCUAAUGAUCGCAUUCAAAUAGCUUCAAACAUAGCUGCUUUCCCACAGUACUUGGAUUUUUGGUUUUUCUUGAGUAUGCUUCACUUGCAUUUCAGAACCACGAGUAGUAUGUGUACGGAUGGUUUACUGGAUUUUAAAUCUUGUGGCAUAUCAAGGAAGUGGAAAAUUUUUAUGAUCCUUGAAUGUCAUUUUAUUUCAAACUUAAUAACCCUCGCGUAUCAGGAUACCCUUUUCAUAAAUUUAAUCUGUGUACGGUUUUUUCUUAGUCAUCACUCUAAAAAUUUUGCCUUUGUAAAAAUUAAAAGAGGUAAUUUGUAGGUAAUUCGAUCUCUCACUCAAUAGAUUAUAACACCCCAACCUACUUCGGCUCAUCUUAUUUGUUCGUCAAGCUCCUCUGAUCAAAUCUUUUAUAUUAUUUUGACAUUACAUAAAAAUUUUGUAUCUUGCAGUUUGAACUGCCUUCUUCCUGACACUUUGAUUCAAUAAUAAAUUUGAAAAAUCUGGGCUGUCAAUCAUAUCGUAUUGCCGAUCUUUUAGAUUUCUUGACUUCCUAAAUGUGGAGAGUUUGUAAUGCAUUGGGACUCGGUCAUGAAAUGUUUCCAUUAAAGCCCCAGGUAACAUUUUAGAAUCUCUUUUCUUGAUUUUGUAUUGCUCAAGGUUUAAUUUGACUCACUUUCUGACCAUAGCCAGCUUCAUUACAUGGCUAAACAGUAAUAACCUUUUUGCAUCAGAAUUCACAUUUUUGGCUAACUACUCUGUAAAAUUUUCAGACUUGAGGUUAAAAAUUUUUUUUUUUGUUUUAAUCUACUUUGACAUUAGACUUCUUUUACUACAGCCUCAUUCAAAAUUCAGUCACCCCUUUUCCAUAGUAAAGGAUCUUUCUCAUGCAACUUGCUGAGUCCUUUCACACUAAUCUUUUUUUCUGUACCUAGAUUCUGUUUUAUAAUCACUUGAAAUUUGUCUAUUCUUUCACCUUGACCUCUUUGAACUAAGAUAAACCAAGAAAAAUUUCAUUGUUCGGUUGUAGUUUUUGAUUUUACCUGUAAUUGUCAAAAGAAAAAAUUAAAAAAUAAAAAAUAUUAAAAUCAAUGAAAUUGAUAGAUUUGUUUUUUGUUUUGUUUUGGUAUGACCUCCACCAACAUGUUCGAAAUCUCUCCCAUUUAACAUUGAGUUCCAAUAUUUGAGAACUAUUCAUCCAGGGUUUGGUAAUUUCUAGACUGGGAUGCGUACCUUUUUACCCCUCACCCUUCCAAUGCCUUAUCUUCUGUCUCAGUUGAAGUUGUUUUUAUUACUGUUCACUGUAGUAGAAUGGAAGUUCUAAGGCUCUCCAACUGCAAGGUUUGAAAAUUCUUCAUAUCAUUGGCUAUAGGGAAAGGUUGCGUAUCUUCAUCGGAAUGUUUAUAAAUCUCCGAUUACCUAUGCUCCCUUUGUUCUGAAGAUUACUAAUAAACAUGUCUUCCUUGUCUGGUGGCGAGGCGUGAAUGAUUGAUUAUCCAUAUUUCCCCAUUUGAAGCUGUGGUAAAGAAUCGAUUUUUAAGGUGUUCAAUGCGGUCUCCCUGUUUAAAGAUACUUUUCCAUAGAUUUAAAUGGCAGAUCAAUCAAUUUAUCACAAUACAAGUCACGCCACUGCUCUUGAUAAUUUUCUAAUAAUUAUAUUGAAUGAAUAAAUAAAAUUAACGGAAAUUUGCUCGUUAGAUGCCUUCUUGAAUAGUUUAACAUGAGAAGUCAGUUGCCAUGUCACAAUCGAAGAUGCGUUUCAUUCAACUUUAGCCAUCAAUAUGGGACUGUAUUUUGAAUAAAAGUAAUUGACUUUCCGCGAAAAGUUGAGCUUUGUUAAAUCAAAUUUUUGGAGAAAGUAAUUUUUUCUCUUCCCUUCCCUUAACUUAUCUUUGCAAUUCUUUUCCAAGCUAUUCAAACCGGCUAAGAUGUCCGAAAGUGUUGAAAUUUCAAAAUCUCAGUGGUAUGAUGUUUCCUUCCAUCUUGGCCCUAUCAUACAAAAACUGAAAGUUCAGUUCAGUUUGGGCAACAAGAGAGCUUGCCGGUGAAGGGUACUCCCUAUCCUUGUAAGGUAAUUUAAUACCUCUAGGGAAGCUGUUUUGCAUGUUGUACGAAUAUGUAAGGAAUCAAUUUUUAAACUGCAAAAUGGUAAAUCAAGUUUCGCCGGUUUUCAUUAUGCUCGCAGUUUUAACACAUUGGAGCAAAGAGCUCUCUUUUUAACAAAGCUAAACUUCAGACCAAAUUUAGCGCUGUGGGUCACUAUAUGGG
Messenger RNA from Bemisia tabaci, 11724 nucleotides. RefSeq names its product repressed by TOR (gene REPTOR). Gene Ontology annotation, molecular function: RNA polymerase II transcription regulatory region sequence-specific DNA binding; DNA-binding transcription factor activity, RNA polymerase II-specific. Gene Ontology annotation, cellular component: nucleus. Gene Ontology annotation, biological process: regulation of transcription by RNA polymerase II; response to unfolded protein. The record is from RefSeq and is a predicted model, not a curated record. NCBI's taxonomy places the organism in Eukaryota, Metazoa, Arthropoda, Insecta, Hemiptera, Aleyrodidae.